AUGGGGGUGUUACUGUCCGGAUAUACUUACAAUAAAGAAUAUGUACCAUCCGCUAAAAAUAACGCGGAUGCUCUGUCGCGGCUACCACUCUGUUAUAGUGAAGUUAGUCCGGUGAACGAAAUUACCUAUUUGAAUUUUGUAGAAAAUUUCUUACCCGUAACUCAUAACGACGUUAGGAAGGCGACGGCCGCUGACACUAUAUCGAGUCGACUUCUAAUAUAUACUCAAGCAGGGUGGCCAAACCAAUGUACGGAUGAAACAUUAAAGUCGUACUUUGUAAGACGUAAUGAAAUUUAUUGUGAAAACAACUGUCUAAUGUGGGGAUAUAGAAUAAUAAUUCCUAUGUCGCUGUGGCCACAAAUACUUCAACAAUUACAGAGUAGUCACAUGGGCAUUGUAAAAACUAAAUCAUGGGCACGUAGUUAUGUAUGGUGGCCAAAUAUUGAUGCUGACAUUGAGCAGUUGUGUCGUAGUUGUUCAACAUGUGCCCUCGAGAUGCCAAUGCCCCAGAGGGCGCCACCACAAUCGUGGCCAUACAUACCCCAGCCGUGGUCACGAUUACAUAUAGAUUUUUUAGGACCAUUGCAUGGACUAACGUAUUUUGUUGUGAUAGAUUCGACAUCUAAAUGGCUAGAAGUCUUUCAAAUGACACGCACAACAGCCGGAGCGGUAGUAAAAACACUAAGAGAAUUGUUUGCUAGGUUUGGGUUACCCGUAGAAAUUGUGUCUGAUCAGGGACCACCAUUUACCAGUAGUGAGUUCAAAAACUUCCUUGCAACUAAUGGUAUAUUUCAAAGAUAUUCACCGGCAUAUCACCCUGCCUCUAACGGGGCCGCAGAGAAUUCUGUUAAAUUAUGUAAAAACGUUAUUAGAAAGGCAACUUCAGGGGUGACACCGGCCCAAAUUUUGCAAAGACGUUCAUUACGUUCUAGGUUAGAUUUAUUAAGAUGCGAGAGAGCGGUAACCGAUUCUGUUAGGGUGCAACAACGUCAUCAAACCGAUUAUGCAGGAGAGGAGAACACUAAAGAGAGCAACAACAGCAAUUCUGCCACUAAUAUAGAGGUAGCAGACAGUACAGAAAUAGUGCUAAAUGACAAAGGAGGUGGAAUAGACAGUAGUGAGCAUGGGGUGGCGCAGCAGCCGAAAGAAAUUGAAGGUUCACCCUUGAAUUCCAGGCAUUUACCAAAUCCACUACUUCCGCCACUAGUACAGCGACCCAAAAGAGUGCGCAAACCAGUUCAAAGAUUUAAUUUCGAUCCAGAAUAA
This is a messenger RNA of Achroia grisella, 1266 nucleotides long. RefSeq lists its product as uncharacterized. NCBI's taxonomy places the organism in Eukaryota, Metazoa, Arthropoda, Insecta, Lepidoptera, Pyralidae. Bases 1 to 1266 code for a protein of 421 amino acids. Gene Ontology annotation, biological process: DNA integration. The record is from RefSeq and is a predicted model, not a curated record. Gene Ontology annotation, molecular function: nucleic acid binding. The transcript has 2 exons.